GCAGAGGGACUGCCCCUUCCAAGUGUAUGCAAGAGGUCUGGUCCCCAGCUUUAAAAUUCUGGACGAAGGCACCGCUUGCUGACCUCUCCUCUUCCCCAAGUGGUGGCUGGCCCUUCCCAAGUGUGCAGUUGUCUCCUCCCUGUCCAGUUCUGCGGUCGUCCCGGGCCCAACUGGGCUACAAGUGGUCGGACGCUGCAGCCUUGCGCAGCGCUCUCUGUGCACAGACGCCUUGGCUUGCAGCUCCUGGGACUCUACGAAUUUGAGCAGCCUGUGGCAUCUCCAGCAGGUCCACAGUUCCUUGCCUAGUACCCUCCCUUCCCUAGGAGCAGCGGGCCACAGUGAGCCAGCAGCCAGCAGCCCUCGCGGGUCCUCCUGCCUGAAGUUCUACUAUGCUGCUUGAGGGAGUCCUGCUGGUAGCGCAAGCCUUGCAGCUUGCCAAUGCCCUGGACCUGCCCGCGGGCUCCUGUGCCUUUGAAGAAGGCACAUGUGGCUUUGACUCCGUGUUUGCGUUUCUGCCUUGGAUUCUAAAUGAGGAAGGACAUUAUGUUUAUGUGGACACCUCUUUUGCCAAACAAGGGGAGAAAGCUGUGCUGCUGAGCUCUGAUUUGCAGGCUGAGGAGUGGAACUGUUUGCGCCUGGUCUACCAGAUAACCACACCUCCAGGAUCUGUGUCAGACCCCAGCCAGCUGAGCCUCUAUGUGAGAUUCGAGGAUGAAAGUUUUGAUCGCCUGCUUUGGUCCACUAAGGAGCCUUCAGAUAGCUGGCUCAUAGCCAGUCUGGAUCUUCAAAACAGCUCCAAGAAAUUCAAGAUUUUGAUAGAAGGUGUCCUGGGACAAGGAAACACAGCUAGCAUUGCCCUCUUUGAAAUCAAGAUGACAGCAGGCUACUGUAUUGACUGUGAUUUUGAAGAAAACCAUCUCUGUGGCUUUGUGAACCUCUGGAAUCCCAAUGUGAACUGGUUCGUGGGAGGAGGAACCGCGAAGAACACCCACUCCAUCCUCCCACAGGAUCACACCUUCAGGAGCGAGCAGGGCCACUACAUGUACGUGGACUCUGUUUAUGUCAAGCACUUCCAAGAAGUGGCCCAGCUCAUCUCCCCAGUGACCACAGCCCCCAUGUCUGGCUGCCUCUCAUUCUAUUACCAGCUUCAGCAGGGGAAUGACAAUGUCUUCUCUCUUUACACACGGGACAUGACUGGCCUGUAUGAGGAGAUCUGGAAAGUGGACAACCCAGGCAAUACAGCCUGGAACCUUGCAGAGGUGGAAUUCAGUGCUCCUUAUCCCAUGGAGGUUAUUUUUGAAGUUGCUUUCAAUGGUCCCAAAGGAGGUUAUGUCGCCCUAGAUGAUAUUUCUUUCUCUCCUGUUCACUGCCAAAAUCAGACAGGGCUUCCUUUCAGUGCUGUGGAAACAAGCUGUGAUUUUGAAAAAGACCUCUGCAACUUUUAUCAAGACAAAGAGGGUCCAGGUUGGACCAGAGUAAGAGUAAAAGCGAACAUGUAUCGGGCAGGAGACCACACAACUGGAACAGGGCAUUAUCUGCUGGCCAACACUAAGUUUACGUCCCAGCCUGGCUACAUCGGAAGGCUUUACGGUCCAUCGCUACCAGGAAACAUGCAGUACUGCGUGCGCUUUCAUUAUGCCAUCUUUGGGUUUUUGAAAAUGAGUGACACCCUAGCCGUUUAUAUCUUUGAAGAAAACCAUGUGGUUCAAGAGAAGAUCUGGUCUGUGCUCGAGUCCCCAAGGGGUGUUUGGAUGCAAGCGGAAAUCAGCUUUAAGAAGCCCAUGCCCACAAAGGUGGUUUUUAUGAGCCUAUGCAAAAGCUUUUGGGACUGUGGACUGGUAGCCUUGGAUGACAUUACCAUACAAUUAGGAAACUGCCGGUCUCCAGAGAGAGUUCUACCUCCACCUGGAGAGUGCACUUUUGAUCAAGAUGAAUGUGCAUUUACCCAGGAGAAAAGGAACCGGAGCAGCUGGCACCGGGGGAGGGGAGAAACACCCACCUCCUACACAGGGCCCAAGGGAGAUCACACUACUGGGGUAGGAUAUUACAUGUAUAUUGAGGCCUCCUACAUGGUGUAUGGACAAAAAGCACACCUUUUUUCCCAGCCUCUGAGAGGCGUUCCUGGGAAACACUGCUUGACUUUUUUCUACCACAUGUACGGAGCAGGGACCGGCCUGUUGAGUGUUUAUUUGAAAAGGGAAGAAGACAGUAAGGAGUCCCUGUUGUGGAGAAGAAGAGGGGAGCAGAGCAUCUCCUGGCUGCGGGCACUGAUUGAAUACAGCUGCAGGGGGCAACACCAGAUAAUUUUUGAAGCUAUUCGAGGAGUGUCAAUAAGAAGUGAUAUAGCCAUUGAUGAUGUUAAAUUCCAGGCAGGACCGUGUGCAGAAAUGGAAGAUACAACUCAACAAUCAUCAGGAUAUUCUGAAGACUUAAAUGAAAUCGAGUAUUAAGAAGUGAUCUAACUUAGAGUAAGAAGACAAAAGUUGUACCUCUCUUCAGUCAAAGAGAAAACAAAAGAAAUGGCUACUGGAUGUUCUUAACUAUUGCAUAAGUUGAAAUGAUGUCAGAAGACCCACUUUCAUUACUUUUGAAAACUAUAUCUCUAUAUAUUGACUCAGGGCUUUCCUCUGUUUUCCCCUGCACAUCUGACAACUGUUACUAGAAGUACAGGCUACUGGUUUUGCAGAAACCAUUUCAUCUUAAUUUUGGUGCCAGUUGAAAUACGAAUGUACUAUGUUACAGUCACUUCAAAGUACACAUAUAAAGGGCACAGUCAGAAUGAGUGUGCUUGUAAGUCUGCAUUCAGUGAAUGUAUUGGGAGACUAGGUCCUGGUGGUUUUCCUUUUGAGUUUUAAGAAUGGAGUUUUCUUAAAUAAUAAUGCAAGGUCAGUAAUAUCUGCAAAAUGGAUGCAGUGUUUUAUGGUAACAAGCUAUUCUGGAAAUGAGGUCACAUUUGUGUAUGUGAUUCACAGAAAAGGAGCUACAAAUCCUUACUAUUUCACUAUAGGUAUAAGAAAGGCAUUUUUUUAAUAGAGCCCCAGGGUAAGUCUAUGCUAAUUCGUGUUGCCUUACAAGACAGUGCCAUCUUCUUUCUUCUCCCUUUGCACUGCCUUGGACAGUCACCAGGAGCCCGGGACAGCAAUGCACCUUUCCAACAAGGCAAGCUUGAAUUUUUUAUGCACAAACACCCAACAAUUUUUAUAAACUUGUUAAACAAUUUGACUGAUUUUUAUAAAUAUAUUUAGUGAAACUUUUAGUAGUAUGAGUUCAACCACAUUUGUUAAACUAUGGUUUUCUAUUGACUAAUUUACAGAAUUGUAUAUAUGUGUGCAAUUGUGUGGCUAAUCAGCUGUCUAAAACUUCAAAAUUACCUAAUAAAAAGAUCAUUUGAAAAUCUU
This is a messenger RNA of Apodemus sylvaticus (European woodmouse), 3398 nucleotides long. RefSeq names its product MAM domain containing 2 (gene Mamdc2). The transcript has 14 exons. Lineage: Eukaryota; Metazoa; Chordata; Mammalia; Rodentia; Muridae. The record is from RefSeq and is a predicted model, not a curated record. The coding region runs from base 390 to 2450 and encodes 686 amino acids. Gene Ontology annotation, cellular component: membrane.